Symbiodinium sp. CCMP2592 is the source of this 2244-nucleotide messenger RNA. Lineage: Eukaryota; Dinophyceae; Suessiales; Symbiodiniaceae. The record is from the annotation of a GenBank genome assembly.
AUGGAGAAUUUGAUGCAGCGCUUCCCGGAGAAAAAGUACGAUGUCACGAACUACAUCGAAAGCUUUUGCGGGUUGAUCUGGUGCCCCUGCAUGGGAUGGCAAAGCAGAACGCUGAUACUGCAAAGCGAGGAGGUUCUCUACAAGAGAAAGAAUCUCUGCUGCUCUGGCACGCAGAAGCGGCCUUAUGCACAACUGGGUUCUGUAGAGCUGCACGAUGCCUGCUGCGGUCUUUGCGUCACGAUGAGUUCCAACUUGGAGAAAGUCAACGAGAAAGGCGAGGGUGGCAUCAAACCUUUCUUUGGCGUGGAUCGUCCAUACACCGAGGAGAUCUGCAACGAGCUGCGUGCCCGCAUGGAGGGGCGAGGCGACACUGCGCAGCGACGGCAGCAGACGUUCUUGCUGGAGCAAGUGACUAAACUUACUGCAGAGCUCCCUCUGAUAAUGGCGAAUCGCGGUAUUCAGUGGCCACCUUCUGGAGGGGUACUAUCGAAAAUCUUUCCUGGAGAAACGCCGGCAUUGAAGACCUUCGCGCAGCUUUACAAUCCGGAGGAAGAGGUGAAAUUCGAGACGCAGUCCUGGCAAGUGGUCUGCUGCCUCGAGCAGAUUUGCGGCUGUGUCGACCGAACUGUGGAGCUGACUCCCGACGAGGCCGUAAUUCGAGAGGUGCGGGGCUUGGAUCGCGCUAGCAAAAUCGAGCGACGUCCCUAUGCACAGAUCGACGAUGUGAACAAGGAGAAGGCCUGUGGCUGCUGCGUGAGCAUGCGAGCUGGUGAGCUGGUCGAGCAGCCGAUCUCCAACGCGACGGGCUGCGACGAAGAGACGAUCACCCAGAUUGUGGAAGAGUUAAAACGCCGCAUUGAAAUCCGUGGGAACAUCGGGCAAAUGAAGAAGCUCGAAAGCAUCAUGAGCAAAGUGGAUGAUCUGAGGCUCCUGAUGCAAGUGGUCCAGCACGAGCUCGGCGUGGACAUGCAGUACCCUCCUAGCCAGAUGGGGCUGCCUCCCAUCAGGCCUCAUUCCAAGCCUUCGGAAAAUUUUCCGACGCGGGAGUUCGAGGUCACCAACUACUGCGCGUCGCUGUUCUGCUGCGGCACCCAGAAGGACGUCAUGACCUUGGAGAAUGACAAAGUCAUCACGAAAAGCACAAACUGCAUCGGUGAGAACUUGACCAGCAUGCCUUAUGCACAGCUCAGCUCGGUCGAUGAAGCGAGGAGUUGCUAUUGCUGCAGGAGCGUGAAUGGCAUUGUUCCGGGCUGCGGAUGCCAGGGCACGAAGGUGACCGACUUGGCUAACGAACUGCAGCAACGAAAAGUCAAGCGGGGCGACAUCGCGCAACUCAGGAACCAGGAGAACACGAUGCUCAAUGCUCUAGAGUUGAGCGUUCGCACUUCCAGCGUUCUGAGCAAGCUGGGCGUGCAAUAUCCACCUUCGCAGGAGACCAUGAUGAAAGAAUAUGGUCCCGGCUUUACGCUGCCGACGGCGAAGGAUGGCUACAUGGGUGAGGAGGUCCAUGUGGGCCCUUCUCAGCAGCAUGGCGAGAAAGACUACGGUGUCACGAACUACGUUGAGUCCUGCUGCGUCUGCUUCUGGACUCUCGGUCUUGCCGGCUGCCAAACGCAGCACCUGCACUUGGGAGAGGAAGAGGUGACUCUUACCAAGAAGGACUUUUGCACCACGAGCACGAUGAGGAUGCCGUAUGCCCAACUGGGCUCGGUUGACGUCGAAUCGAUCUGCUGCGGCCAAUGCUUCAAUGUGGAGACGGACGGCGGCACAAUCCAGCCAAAGUGCGGAUGCGACAAGCAGCUCACGGACAAGAUCUCAGAGGACCUGCAGAACCGUAAGGUUUCACGUGGCAACAUCGCCCAAGUGAGGAUGCAGGAAAAUCUGAUGAUCGAGAUGAUCAAGCUGGGCGUUCAGCUGGAUCAGCUCGCCCGGAACGACGGCGUGGAGUACCCACCCACCCAGGCGAAGAUGACAGAGAUCUUCGGUCCGAACGCCGUGCUGCCCCAGAAGCAGGCUGCUCCUAUCGUGGCGCAAGGCUCGGACCCUUCCCUCAUGCAAGUGAUCGUACCCGAAGGCUUCGGGCCCGGACAGAUGUUCCAGGUCCAAGGUCCCGGUGGAGGCAUGAUGCAAGUCCAGGUUCCACAAGGAGCACUUCCCGGACAGGUGUUGCAGGUGGCGGCACCAGUGGUUGUCGGUGCACCCGUACAGUCGUCCAUGCCAAGCGCCAAUAAGGACACCGAAUAA